Babesia ovata is the source of this 7038-nucleotide messenger RNA. RefSeq lists its product as uncharacterized. Lineage: Eukaryota; Apicomplexa; Aconoidasida; Piroplasmida; Babesiidae. The transcript has 2 exons. Bases 1 to 7038 code for a protein of 2345 amino acids. The record is from RefSeq and is a predicted model, not a curated record.
AUGGCUUACCUAGCACCUAACCAAACUGCUUACCUAGCACUUAACCAAGAGGCUUACCUAGCACCUAACCAAACUGCUUACCUAGCACCUAACCAAGAGGCUUACCUAGCACUUAACCAAAUGGCAUACCUAGCACCUGACCAAACUGCUCACCUAGCACCUGACCAAAUGCCUAUCCUAAGAUGUAACCUACUCGCUGCUUUGUCAUCUCCCUUCUCCGUUUGUCGCCUUGCCUGGAUUGAGGCUGCGGACGCCGCCGUUAAGGCGGCUAAGGAGAAGGCGGAAGAUGUACAUGGGAGGUUGGAUCAUAAUAAAAACGAUGCUUCAGGGACCGUGAUUGGUCAGGGGAUUGGUAAAAUUGAGGAAGCUAAAGACAAAGUUAAGCAAGUUGACAAAAAGCUCAGUCAGCAUAUUGAUGAGUUGGGAACAUGGAAAUCUGCGGCGCACAGUGUCCUUUCCACAGCGGUUGAAAAGGCAGAAGAGGUGCGUGGCAAGUUGAACCCAGAUGGUAAGGAUCCUAUUGGUCAGAACAUUGAUAAGAUUCACACUUCCAACGAAGCGAUUAAAGAAGCAAAUGAGGACCUUAAAAGCCAUGUCGACAGUCUGAGUACAUGGAUCUCCACCGCCGAGGACAUCCGUGCCAAGGCCCAGCAAAAAGCAGAAGAUGCUUACAAGAAAUUGGACGUUAACGCUGAAUUGAGCAACAAUGUCAAGAAGAUUGUAGAUGCUAAUAAGGCAAUUGAAGGAGUUCAUAAAAGUCUGAAUGGUGUCCACGGCAAUUUGGAAACGUGGAAUGCGGAGGCCAAGAAAGUGCUUCAAGGGGCGAUUGAAAAGGCAACGGAAGUUCAUGAUGCGUUGGAAGAUAAGAGUAAGUCACUUGGUGAAAAUAUUGACAAAAUUGACAGUGCUGGAAAGCAAAUUGAGAAGGCAAAUUCAGAGCUUGGCAACCAUGUUAAGGAUUUGACGAGUUGGAACUCUGCCGCCCAGGGUGUUAUUGGCAAGGCGGAGGGGAAGUGUAAUACAAUUUUGGAGAAAGUUAGUACCACAAAUCCCCAAGGUCCGAUUUUUCAGAAUGCUCAAACUUUAGAAAGUAAGGGAAUAAAACUUUUGGAUGCGGUAACUAAGGCUAAAAAGGCUGUUGAGGAGAAUGUCACCGAGGCGUUGCAGGCUGUUGUGACCAUGGACGGAGAUCUCAAGAGGGAUUUGAGGACAGUGAGAGAGGAGAUUAAGAGAGGGAUAACGGAAGUUAUUACAUCUUUGAGGGUUAAUGAUUUGGGUGAUCUGGUGAAAGGGGAUUUGAAGACGUUGAAGGAGAAUAUUAGUGAGCUUGCAAAUGGUAUGGAAGGUAAUGACAAACAUCCAUUAGUUGAAAGUGCGUUGUCUCAGCUUAAAGAACAGAAAGAUAAGCUGAAUGUUCUUGCUGGGCCAAACGGUUCAAUUAAGAAGGAGACGGACGGGCUUCAAGAUAAGUUUGAGAAUGCGAUCCAACAGCCGCUUAAGACGUUGACUGAGAAUGUUGACAAGGCGAUUGAGGUGCUUGGCGGGAAUUUUGGUGUAAGUGGCGAAGAAGAUAAAAAGAAACUUGAGAAGAUUUUCGGGCAUAUUAAAGGAAAGGUUGCGGAGAUUAAGGGGAAUGGAGGUUCAGGUUGGGAAAAUACAGGUGGCAAAGGCCUGGAUGGAAUUAAGUCCAAGGUGAAUUUUUAUUUUGGUGAGUUCAGCGAGGAGUAUAAGUUUAACCAAAUUGUGAAAGGCUGGAUUGAAAAGACUAUUAUGCCGCAUAACGGUUUGGUCAGUGAUAGGAUUAAGAACAAGAUUUUUGGAGGGAGUACAAGUAACGCCAUCCAGAAUAUCGCAAAUGGUUUUAAGGAACAGCUUAAGAUCCAAGCAGAUGCAGCCGGUGGAGUGGUUCAAGCAAAAAAUGGCUCUGGUGGAGAUAUUGCAAAAAGCAUCCAAGCUGUGAAGGCAGGCUGCGAGGCAUUCGCCGAUGAUCUUGACGGGAAACUGAAGGAACCGGACAGUGCUACUUCUGGCAUAGUCUCUAAGGUUAAGGAAAAGUUGACAAGUUACAUAAAACGCGACGCAAAAUGCAUAUGCUAUUGCAGUCACUGCAGAGGCACAGAGUGUAAGCAAAACUCUGUCACCGCUGUCAUCCUGGGUGCACUCGCCGCCGUGUCCCGUCAGGUGGGCAACGAACUGAAUUCAGUGUUUCUCAGCCCCGAUAGCGCAAACAUCGCUGGCAUCCUGGACACUAUCACGCCGAUUGCUGAGGAACUUGAUGAGAAGCUUAAAGCGGCGACAAACAAUUCCCUUCCUCCCCCCGGCCAAAAGGAAAGCCCCGCCCAAGCCGUGGACAAGAGGUUGGGUGAAGUGAGGAAUGAAGUUAGUACAGAAAUUGAAAGGAAGUUUAGAGAUGAAGUCACAAGAGAUCUUAAAAGUGCAGUUGGUGGCCUUGAAGAAGCAGUUAACCAGUUCGACGGCGAAGCUCAAAAGCAGAUCAAGAAUGCGGCCAGGACGGCGAUUGACAAGGCGGCUGAGCAGAUUAAGGAGGAAAAGAGUCCAAUUGUGCUUGGCCAAAAUAAGCUUAUGGAGCAAUUCAACACUCAGUUUACUACUAUUAAAAGUAGUCUCGAACAUCAACUCAAGCAGCAAGUUAACAAUCACAUUAGGGAGGAUGAUCCGCCAGGCCUGGCAGGUGGUCAACAACAGAAAUUCAUUCUUGCUAAACAAUAUUUUACAGGUUAUGAUAACCAUGUUAAACAAGAAGCAAUUAAUAAACUUAGUCCCGGUGGAACUCUAACCGGCAAGCCAGAUGAAGGCCAUCUUCCACAGGCGAUCGGGAACAUCAAGAAUCAGGGUCUGGCAGAGCUUAAAAUCAUUGAUCCACCAGGAGGUACUGGUAAAAUAGAUACCAAUACCUUCACCGUUCCGUUCACCCAAAUUCAGACAGAGCUUGACGAUAUCAAGAAAUUGGUUGAGAAUAAGCAGGGGACUCCACCAGGCGGUAAGCCAAACGGCGCGAAGGACUACCUGGGGGACUUGAGAGGGAUGGUUACUCAGAAUGGUGAGUGUACUCUUAAGUCUGAUGUAGACCCACAGUACCAACAAGUCCAAGGCCUCGACGCAAUUCACUCCAAGAUCCACGGCCUGCAAACAGGGACGCUUGGCACUAAACCCGCUGCAAUCGAGGAAGCCGUCCAAGAAAUUAGGAAGGAGCUUGGAGAGCUUAGACAGAAGUUGAAGAAUGAGAAAGAUCAAGAUGUCAUUGAAAGGUUAAAGGAUCUGAGAGACAGUGGACUUGGUGGCCAUUGGAAUGAUAAGAAUGGAGAUUGGAGAGAAAGCAAGGGACUAAAAGUAAUACAACACCGACUUGAAAUUCAAAAUUACAAGUUACCUGAGCAGACGGCAAAAAUCGAAAACGCGAUAAACGAAAUUAAUCGGCAACUUCAUCUAAUAGGAUACAAGUUGGAUCACCCCGUGGAGUAUGACGAUGUCAUAGACCGAUUGACAUGGUUGGGGAGGAAAAUUGGUAGAAGUGAGAAAGGAUAUCGUUAUAAUCUUGAAGACAUUUAUCAGAUGAUUAAAUGGCUGCAGGAAGAACAUUUUAUUAAUUUACCCGAUGCAAUUGGCACAGCCAACUCAGCAAUCAAGGAAGCACUCAAAGCGCAGAUGAGCACGCUGGACACUGACGUCAUCAAGACGCUGACCAAUUUAAUGACCACGGGGCUGAGUGAUCAGGCAAGUUGGCAGCCUAGUGGACACGAAGCAGCAAAGGGCUUUGACCAUAUUAUUAGUGAGCUCAACACUCAACAAGGCAUAUUGACCACCCAGCCAGGAGACAUCAGCGGUGGCGUUCAGAAGAUCACCGUAGAGCUUGACGCUCUGAGGAAGCAGUUGCAGGGUAAGGAUGCCGGUGAGCCAAAAGAAAGAGGCGUGAUAAGGAAUAUGGAGUUAAUGAUAAAGCAGAUUGGGAAAGGUAAAGGAAAUGGACUUGAAUGCAUUGAAAAAGCAAUUGAAGAGCUUAACAGGGAGACAGUCCCGAAGGUGAGUGAGUACGUUGAUAAGCUCUGUGCAGAAAUAAGGCUGCAAGCAAGGGAUGCCAAAUUCUUUUUGGAGUCACUGGAGGAGGGAAGCAUAAAUGAGAGACUCAGCAAAAUCACAAAUGACAUUCACACCCUCAGCACCGAUGACCUCCAGGAGGCAAUAAGGAUGUGCACUGAUUUCCUCAGGGACGCCGACUACAUAAAAUGGGAGAAAGUAGAAAACAUUGAACGCUUCGUAGACAGUGAGAUUGAAAAGGCAAUCGCGGAGCUCAGCAAGCAGGCGCGGCGGGACUACGUGGAGUCCGCCAGGGACGCGCUGAAACACUUCGCCGACAAGGUGGCCGAGGAGCUGCGGGAGCUGCCUGGGGACAUCGAACAUGACUUGACGAUCGGAUUUAAAGGGUUCAUGGCCAAAUUAGAAAAUGGGUUUGUUAAGAACAUCCAAAAAAUAAAUGGCAUCGAUUUCAAGGACUUUAAAAAUAGGUCUCCGCUCAGCCAGGUGGCCGAGAAGGUCAGCGAAGCCGUACAUGGAUUUUUCCCCGAACUCAUGCAACAGGAGGAAUUUUUAAAUGGUGGAUUCCCGAAGUCGUCGGAUCCCGUUAAUCCCAAGAACUUGACGGAUGAACAAGUUGAGACUCUGGAGUCCAUGCCGGCGAAUAUGCUGCAAUUCAUGUCACUCAUCGACGCGCUCGACGAUCUAAUUCAGUACAUCGAAGCAGGCGGCCAUUUCGAUUUCCCGUUCACAGCGCCACUCAACAGCCUCAAAAAGCAACUCGGAGCAUUCACCUAUGAUGCGUAUAAUGACGGUCAGAGAGCUUUAUUACGUCCGCUGAAAAACGGUAUUAAUAACAUACAUGUUGAACUGGGCAACGCCUAUAUAAGCACUUACUCUGGCCAGGAAUUCACUGCUGCGUUGGUGGAGCCUGAGAGUGCCGGCAAAAACGCUGCGCAAAGUACCGACCUGAUAUCCUGGCAAAACAGCAAAUUGACGCCUUACGGCGAGAAGCUGUGUAAGGUCUUCCUCUCCCUCCUGCCGAUACUUGGCGCAUCACUCGCCGAGUUGAGGCUCAACUGCAGGAGCCUCGCCGGCCAGCGUCUCAACUCAUCCACUGAUCUCGGCAGGCUCCUCGCUGACCAAGGCUACAGAGUCCCGGACGACGGCCAGCGCAGCGGCGAGUUGGACAGCCACGUGACCGGUAGGAAAAUUACCAUGCUCCUCGUCGGCGAUUAUAAGCGUGUCUUCAACACUGACAAUGACACUAAAAAUGCACUCGGAAUUCUUCUCGAAUGUCUCAAUGAUUAUUACGCCGCCUGCCACUACGCCACACUCUCCUCCACCAGGUCGCCGUGCAACGUCUACGAGAUGCUCGUAUGGCUGACAGGCCUCCCGCACAACUGUGUCUACGAUAAGCUCUGUAAAUUCACGAAACUGUGUUACGACGAGCAGACUGAGAAUAGCCUCUAUGCCGCCACUUUCCCUGCCGACGCCUUGGUUAAAGCCGUUGGGAGGCUCACCGCCGACUGUCCCAGUAUCCUCACCAGGGUGCUCGGCUUUGGUGACGCUAUGACAACCUACGCCUGUGACUUUCAUAACAACUCCACGCAACUGUAUUACCCGCAGGACGGUGAGGACUGCCUGCACUUGCUGUUUCACUUGCUACGUGUAUUGCUCUCAGUGCUCAGGUUCCUGUCAACUCUAUGCUCACUCCCUGUUCAUCACGGCGGCUGGGCGGAGUGCAGGUACGGCAAGGGUGUCCCACCAUACACGUGGCAGUGCAGUCUUCCGGUCACCGCCCUGCCUACCCCUCACCCGGAGUGCACUGAUAAAUCGCCGUUGAUGUCAUACCUCAACGACUGCCUGCCCGGUCACCUGCCUCACCAGGUCGCCGCCAUCGGCUGUGAGCCUAAAUGCAACACCUGUCCCAGUGGACCAGAUGGCACGCCCUGCCUUACGCCCCUCGGCUUCCGGGGUUUCUCUGGUAGCACCAAGACGGGCAAGCAGCUGUGCAGAGUGCUGACCAAACUCUUCACCAACGAGCAUCUCUCACCGCUGCUCAGCCUCUGUCCCAGGCCGCCGGCCACCCUGGCUGAGCACAUAGGCUUCGCCCUGUCACUCGUCAACGACUGGCACGACGGCAAUAUUGUGCCCAAGAAUUCCCUCCAACAGGCCCUCGAGGCAUCCGCCACGGACUUGUCACUUCGCCUCUACAACCAAACCGGUGACCUGACCGCAGCGCUCACCGCCGCCUACGGCUCGGACUCCGCGAAACACGGCGGCUGCAAGCACCCGCACCUGACGCAUCUCGCAGGCACUGACGUCUGCACCAGGCACCAAGCUUCGCCUUUCCUCCAAGCCCUCUGCCGCGACUCCUACGACAGCCUCGCCCACCGACACUCAGGCCUCUACCUCUCAUGGGCCGUCUACCUCCCGUGGACGUUCUAUGAUCUGUUGCAGUGUCUAUACACCGCGUUCAAGGAAAUCUCCUGCCGGGACUGGAGCUGCGAUGCGUGCCUUCACGAAGGCCCCUGUGAUCCAGACAGCCACGGCGUCCUAAACCCCAAGGCACCCGUCCACGGCUGCCGAUGCCCUUCCAUCGUCCAAUGCACGGGCGUGAUGCCGACGCUCUACCAAUACGGCCUCACCUUCAAGGACGCACCGGCCUUGAUAUCGCAAAACACAACUUGCUUUAGCUUCUCCACGCAGCUCUCCCAAGUCCUCCACUCUGAGUAUUUCAGAGAUCUCUUCCACAAGUGUGAUGAGUUCCUCUGGCACAUCAGGAUGCCCUUCCUCUUCACCAUCGUCACACUCUGGCUCAUCGCCACGCUCUACAUCGCCCACUCACUCCUCUACCGCAUGGACGUGCUACGCAUCCGCUCCCACCUCCUCACCACCAGGGCCUCACACCUCAUCGACGUCAAGGCGCUGCUCGCCGGAAGCCGCAGGAUGCUCUCACUCUACAAGGACGUCGAUUACUUCGACGAUGACUUUCACUCGUGA